AUGGGCGAGUCUCUAGUCAAAUUUGAUUUGAGAACUCACUCCAAAGCACCACCAAUGGGCGAAUCUAGUCAAAAAGAUUUGAGAACUCACUCCAAAGCACCACCAAUGGGCGAGUCUCUAGUCAAAUUUGAUUUGAGAACUCACUCCAAAGCACCACCAAUGGGCGAAUCUAGUCAAAAAGAUUUGAGAACUCACUCCAAAGCACCACCAAUGGGCGAGUCUCUGAAAGCCAAGUGUUCCCCAGAGCAGGUUGUGGAACUCAGUGCCCUCCUGACUCAGACUAAGUUUGGAGACUACAUCCAGAACACUGUCAAGUAUGAGAAACUGUGUGCCAAGAAACUAAGCACUGCCCUGAAGCAUUGCUGCAAAGCGGAGACCCGUUUCUCAGACAGCUUUUCCUCCGGAGGAUCAGGUGCCUUCGAGCAGAUUAUAUGUGUCUUCCCAGCAAACUCUAAAACAGGGAGUCGGGAGCCUGGGGCCCUGGAAGGUCUUCAGGGGGCGCCCCCUAGAGGUCUCUUCUCCCAGGAGCUGCUGACGGCUCAACUGGUGACAAGGAUGAGGAACAGGAAGAAAAGCAAAAGUGGCACUGUGAAAGCUUGUAGAAGUUGCCUGAAAGAAUUACAUGAAACUCGAGACCUGAUUUUGUGUUUGCAACACCACGUGGAAAACCUCCUCGACAAAGGCAGCCUUCAUCAACAGAAAUGCGGAGAUCCUUCUGAUGGGGUAUGCAAAAGAGCGCCUGCUGAAGCCCAUGGAUCAUGCAUGGAUCCUUCAGACAGUGCUACACUGUUGAUGUUCCCAUCUGCUUCCACAGUUCCUCAGACCCAGUCCCCUCCACCUCUGACUUCUACUCUUUUACCAGACCUAAUGACCCCCUCAAUUUCUGAUCUCUUACCCGCCCUAAGUCCACCACCAGAACUGGCCAAUCUUUCACCCCCACCCCUUGCUCUUCCCCCUCCUUCACUAGUCCAGGAUUCAGUUGAGUGUCUUCAGCCACAGCCACACUCCACUUUGACUGGUUCACUGUAUGACUGGAUUGUGAAUCCCCAGCAGAGGCCUAGUCCAGACAACAGCUGGUUGGAGUCUUCUGCUCCAACCAUCACAGGCCUUGGCUCCAAAAACCGUCCCAUUCCCACCCUCUCCUGGUGUCAGGCAGCUGCCAAGGCCUUGUGUCUCUCUACCAUGAAACACUUGGAAACCCCUCAAGAGCAUACUUUCUGUCACCCACAAGAAGAUGCUUUCUGGGGAGGACCCACAGGCAGGCAGGUGGAAGUGGAGAGCCCUGCUUUCUUCAAUCCUGAUGCCCAGAAGUUGCUGGAAAUACAAAUCACUAAGAGAGUGGGAUUGAAGAUUUGGAAAGAAAAACAAAAGGAGGAAUCAGAAUACCCUCUGGAUUCUUUAAAGAAUAUAUUGAAGGCAUUUGGUGAGAAGCAAGACAGUAUACAUCCCCAACUCUUCUGGAACACAAGUAUCAAAUCAGAACAUCUACCCAGUACUCAGAAGCAUUUACAGCAAAAAUGCAACCAGCUCUUCUGGGGUCUACCAUUCCUGCACAGUGAGUCCCUCGUGGCUACUGUCAGGGUCUCAGAUUCCAUGCUAGAAUAUCCUUCUGUUUUAUUCAAUGGAAUCUCAAAUGCCUUCCCAAUUCAAAUGCAGACUAAAGAAUUACCACCGGUUUGUCAAUCUCAGCCUUUGCCUGACGUUGAGACCCAAUUCCAACCUUUGACUUCAACCAGGUCCCAAUCCCAGGACCCACCUCUGGCUCCAGUCCUGACCCAGGCCCAUCCUAAAUCCUCUGUCCCAAGAAUACUACCUUUUUCUACUUCUCAGACCAGGGCCUGUGAAGAAUCCUGUUCUUCAGUCCAGAAGAAGGCCCAAUCAGCCACCCCAAAUGUAAUUCAAAGCCUGGAAUGUCACUUUUUGAAGAAGCAGUUGGAAAGUGAGAGUUCUUUACCAGCUAUGGUCAAAAGAUCUCAAAAGGAAGCUUUUACUCCUCUCAGUUCCACUCUUCCGCGUGACAGUCAGGCCCCUCAGAUCCACAAAUCAGACUCUGUCUUUCAUGGGGAUUUCAUCAGCCUUGAGCUCCAGAAGCAACUGGAGCAACACCUCCAAAAGAGGUUUAUUCAACAACAGUGGGAUCUGCCUAGCACUAUUCAAGAACCUGUGGCACUACUACAGCCUCAGGAAAAAUUGCCAAGGGCAUGUCAGGCAAAGGACCAGCAUGAUCUCCCUGUGUCCUUCAGACAUACAGGUAAAAGCAGGAAGAAGGUGAAGAAGACCAGGCACCCAGGAAGAUCCAGAAGCUCAAGAAGUUUACGUGCUAGCCACGUCAAUGAUUGGAGGCGUAAUCUGAAGAAAAUCUCCAAAGAUCAUGUCUUCCAGGAAGCAGAAAACUCCCCAGGGAAAGUUCUGGGGGCAGACUCGAAGAAGGAGUCAAAAAGUGAUUUGAUGAGGCACUCAGGGAUUGACUCAGGAAAUUACAUAUUACUAAGGGGCCCAAACAAGAAACAAUUAGAAAGUGUCCUGAACGUCCAUUUAGGCAGGAAGUCAGAGCAGAUUAUAAAGGGUCAGAUCCCUGUGAGUGUACACUGUUCCCGGCUUGCUGCCAACCAUGCUUUGUCCAAGGCUGAUGCCCCCAUGAAAACCAGAAGUCUGGCAUCCAUGAAAGGUCCGAUGUAUGGUAUGAACACUUCUCAGGAGCUUUCCUUUCUCAAUUUGGACACUCAACAGAUGCUAGAACUACAUAUUGUAAGAUUUUGGAAGAGGAACGAAGAAUGGUCUCUACCCUUCAAAGUCUGCGAGUCCAUAGACACCUUUAAGACAAGACAGGACAAUGAUUUGCAAUCCACCUUUCUCUCUCCAUUAAUCCAUGAAUCAUGGGUAGACUCAAGAGGCAAGGUUUCCAAGUUCCUAGAAGAAAACCUUCAGGCAAGGGUUAUGCCAAAAGAAUCAGUCCCCACUCUGAAGAGUCCUUUCCCUGCCCCUUCACUUGUAGGUGAGGAAGCCAUGAGAACUCUGACAUGGAUGCCACCGGAUAAUGACAAAAGGCCCUCAGAGGCCCCUCAGAGUGACCAGAAAAGCAGCCUUUUCAGCCCCUCACACCCAGAAAAACAACCUUUCCAGCCCCUCACACCCAGCACUGUGGACAGAACCUUACAGAGUGGGACUGUCCUAGAAUCAGUUAUAAGUCAAUUAAUGACCAGGAAGGGCUCCAGGGAAGAAAGUGCCCCAGAAGGUCCUAGCCCUAGCAAAGAAAGAUUUAAAAUGAGCUAUGAUCCCCUUUCGUUAAGGACGAAAGAGACCAAGGAGAUGGUGGUGGUCAAGAAGUCCUCUGUACAACAGCCACAAGAUAGUGACAUUUUGAGCACCAGUUUGCUGACAAAAUCUGAAGCCACAAAUGUGGAUCUGAAGGGUUUAGAGGCUCCAGGAACUAAUAAAAGCCCCCCACUUCCUAGAAUGCCCCUUCAAGUUCCAGGAAAGACAUACCUUAAAGCACGGAUGCGUAGUGAGAUUACACUUCAAAUGGAGGUAGAGACGGAGAGUGGGUCUCAAGGCUCUCCCAUGGAUGUGCUCCUUCAGGACUGUGCAACUGAUAGGAUUCUUCAAGGCUGUGCCACUGAUGUGCUCCUUGCCACAAAUAACUUGAUUUCUCAGACUUCUGAGCACUGUCCCCAGAAUGAAUUCAGUAGGGACAUGCCAGUUUCCCAAGUGCUAAGUGACCUAAUGGCUGCUAAAGGAAGCAGCCUAGGGCAGCAAGACCCCAAGAUCCCAAACCUUCAUGCCCCAUGGAUUUUCCCCAGUAAAAAAGAUAAAGGGCAGAAUGAUCCUCUGCAAAAAGAAAAACCCAUGUCAACCUCUGGUCCAAACCGUGGACCAGUCAAAAGAAAAUCUGUCUUUCUGGAUAAGGAGGCCACUGAGGCUCAGGUACUUAUGUCAGCUGUAGGUCAAAUUCUAGAGGAGAAAAUGGUGCUUCAGCAAGGACUUCAUGCUUCAAGAUUAAGUUCACAAAAGGGAACCCAGGUCCCACUUGAUGGACAUUUCUUCCAAUGCGGGGCUCCCUCCUACCCAAAGAACAAGAGAGGGAUGAGUGUUACAGCCUGCCAUCACCAAGACACCUCUAAAGGUCAGAGCCAUCCUACCAGGAAUAGUUGGAUCAGGGAUAGAUGCAGAAAUCUCUGGAAACUUGUAGGAUUCAAGAUCACCGACAAGCCAUUGCCCCCUAAGGAGCUCAUAUCUCCGGUCAGUUACCAGCAGCAUGGAACAAGGUUUUGGGGUGCCUCAAGUCACCACUGCCCACGUCACUGUCUUCGGGAAUACGUCUUGUCUGGUCAAUUAGAACACGCUUCUUCCGCUCUUCUUAGUAGGAAAACUAUCUAA
Molecule: messenger RNA, 4377 nt
Organism: Chrysochloris asiatica (Cape golden mole)
Lineage: Eukaryota; Metazoa; Chordata; Mammalia; Afrosoricida; Chrysochloridae
Product: spermatogenesis-associated protein 31A3-like
Exons: 7
Coding region: 1-4377 (1458 amino acids)
Source: RefSeq, a predicted model, not a curated record